Pseudocercospora fijiensis CIRAD86 is the source of this 594-nucleotide messenger RNA. RefSeq lists its product as uncharacterized. Bases 1 to 594 code for a protein of 197 amino acids. Lineage: Eukaryota; Fungi; Ascomycota; Dothideomycetes; Mycosphaerellales; Mycosphaerellaceae. The record is from RefSeq and is a predicted model, not a curated record. Gene Ontology annotation, cellular component: small-subunit processome; nucleolus. The transcript has 3 exons.
AUGGGGGUCGCAAAGAAGACUCGCAAGUUCGCCGCCGUCAAGCGAGUCAUCGGACAACGCGAUGCGCGACUGAAGAAGAACAUAUUGAAGGAGGAAAAAGAGCAAGAAAGCAAAAAGAAGGACAAGUCUGGCGAGCUUGUGAGGGAAAUACCGCAAGUGCCGUCAUCCAUGUUCUUCCAGCACAAUACAGCACUCCAACCGCCAUAUUCAGUACUCGUAGACACGAAUUUCCUCUCGCACACAGUCCACCACAAGCUACCUUUACUCCCGACCCUCAUGGACACGCUAUACGCAACAUGUACUCCGGUCAUUACGAGCUGUGUCAUGGCUGAGUUGGAGAAGUUGGGACCGAAGUACAGAAUCGCGUUGCAGAUAGCAAGAGAUGAGCGGUGGGAACGAUUGAAGUGCGAUCACACCGGCACUUACGCGGAUGAUUGCAUCGUGACACGGGUAAUGCAGCAAAGAAUAUAUUUGGUCGCGACGAAUGAUAGAGACCUGAAGAGACGACUGCGCAAGAUCCCUGGCGUGCCGAUCAUCAGUUGUGCAAAGGGCAAGUAUGUAAUUGAGCGCUUGCCAGAUGCGCCGGGAACGUGA